CUUACUAAUAAAUUCCUGAUCCCCACUACUGUUGCCGUACAAACCAUCUUUGUUGUAAGAAAUUUUUUCCUCAUUCUCAUCUCCAAUGCGCGUGUUUUGGACGCUUCGAACCACUCAAUGAUCUUGUUUCCAAGUACAAUUUGUCCCUGCAGCUGCGAAACCUCAUAAGUGGAUAAAUGAAUGGGCAAAGAAUCAACACCCAGAUGCUGUGGCAGCGGCGGCGCGUGAUGAAACGAGUGGGAGUAUUUGAGAGGAUGGGAAAUCCUUAAAAAUCAUAAAAUCUUCAAACACUCACUCUCAGUAUAAGACCCCCAAAUUCCGGAAAAAAAAAAGCACUUAUUGCCAUUAAAAUCAUAAGAGAAGCAUCAGCAACAGUACCCAUAAUAAAAGCUGGAAGGAAGAAAACAAGAUCCACCUCGAACCUAUCUCCAUCCUACCCCUCCUUCUCCAAAUCUCACCGGCACGGCGUCACCACCGCCUCCGCCACUCCUCAAAUUGAUUCAAGCUCUAGAUUGAGGGAGAGAGUGCGUGAGUGAUAUCUUUCUUUUUCAAAAAAGAAAAGAAAAAAUUUCAUAUUUGUGUCUCUUGUUUGUUUUCCUGUGGAUUUUGUUGUUAGUUAUUAGUCCAUUUGAAUACCCAAAUCCCUGAAAUCUUUGUUCUCUGAAGGAGAAUAAGGAAAGUAGUGGGUUGGGUUUUGGGUCAAUUUUUAGCUAAAUAAGGAAAUGAGGGAAGAUGAUUCUAAUUGGUUUUCAAGAUGGGAGGAAGAGCUCCCAUCACCUGAAGAGCUUAUGCCCAUAUCCCAAACCCUAAUUACUCCUGAUCUUGCCCUUGCUUUUGACAUCCGUAAUCCUACUAACAACGCCACCGCCAACACCACCUCUCUUAUGCAACAAAAUCAGCCCCCCCCUCCUCCGCCACCCACUACCACCACUCCAUCCCCCAAUAACCCCUUGCCACCUUCCCAACCUAAUUCCGCUGAAUACGCUGCCGAUUCUGCUGACUUGGGUUCUGGGGCUGCUGGUGAUGAGCCUGCUAGAACCCUUAAGCGGCCCCGACUCGUUUGGACCCCCCAGCUUCAUAAAAGGUUUGUGGACGCUGUUGCACACUUGGGGAUAAAAAAUGCCGUUCCCAAGACUAUAAUGCAGCUCAUGAGCGUAGAUGGUUUAACUAGAGAGAACGUAGCUAGUCACUUGCAGAAGUAUAGGUUAUAUUUGAAAAGGAUGCAGGGGUUGUCAUCUGGUGGUGCUGGUGGUGUUAAUGGUACUGGUGGUGGCGGGGGAGGUGGAUUGGCUGCAGGCUCCGAUGCAGCAACUGAGCAUUUAUUUGCGAGUUCUCCGGUGCCUGCGCAUUUCUUGCACCCAGGGAGGCCUAAUUCAGACCAUUUCUUGCCGUUUGUACCAGUGGCAGCACUGCAACAUCAUCAUCACCAGCAGCAGAUGGCAGCAGCCGCCGCUGCAGUGGCGCAUCCCCAGUUGCAGAGUCAGUAUCAAAGGCAGAUGGGGCACUUUGGCCAACCUCCAAAUGGGCAGUUUGAGCAUACCUUUCUGGCUAGGCAGACACAGCAGCCAGUGCAUAGGAUGGGGGCGCCAGUGCAUAAUUCAGUUCCAGGAUUUGCGGAAGAUUUGGAGUCAGCGAGUGGGAAUGGCGGAAGAAAGGUUCUCACUCUGUUUCCUACAGGAGAUGAUUAAAUUUGGCUUGAGCAGAACAAAACAAGUGGUAUGUUGAGAAUAACUCAACCAGAAUUCUUUUUUCCUGUUUCCAUUUGAAAUGUGAAAGAAACUUGAAAAGAGAUGAAAUGGAGGAUAUUGGUGGAGCAAUGCGUUACAUACCUUAAUGAUUAAUUUGGAAAAUUUGAAAUGUUCAAACUGUGGGGUUAGAGUCACUGUUGUAAGACUUAAAAUGCUUAAUGAUUAUGUGUAUAUCUUGGAAUUUUUUUUUCAUUUUUUUGAGUUUUGUAGUAUCUGAAAUUUGGGAGAUGGGUUUUUAUUUCAGUUUAUAAUUUGCUAAAAUUUGUCAUAUAUUAUUUAUGCUUAGCAUGCACCUUUCAUUUCCAUCACAUGGUUCCUUAUUCGUUUAUCCUUUGUAAUGAAUUGGAUUGAAUCAGCUUUUAGGAUUAAAUAAUGUUUAUCAGAAACCACAUGAGGUAUUUUCCUUUUGAGAAUGUCAUGCUGAUUUCAACCAAAUCAUGCUCUGUUUCACAUGUCCCAGCAUUGUUCAUUGUGGAUUUGAUCUAAAUCAUGUUAGAAUUGAGUUGGGUAAGUUCUUUCAUAUUUUUUUACUCAUUGUUUUGAGAAUGUGAAUUGUUUACCAAGUCCUAUUAAAUGAUCCAUAAUAGAAUUGAUUGGCCUCUGGGGAUUUUGGUUGGACCAUAAGGAGUUCCUAUAAAUUUCAUAGAUGAAAUAUAGGACUUUUUUGGAUCCAGUUGACACUUUAGUUGGAUGAAGGGUUUGUCUGUUUCUAAUGUCGAGGUUGAGUGUACGGUCAGAAAUAAAUCCUCUUUAAGCGUCGUGCCAGAUGAGAAAUUCACACAAUAAGCAGUGGAAGUAUAGAACUGCACACUGAUUUCAUUUCAAUCUAAAUAUUAAAACCAAAAGUACAUCCAAUUUUGAGAAAUUGUCACCGACUUGUUAUCUAUUUGAGGCUGCGGGAAUUGUUUUUCAACAUUGAGUUUUGCCUACAAGUUAAAUUCUUUUUGUUAGAGCCGUUUUAUUGUUUGCUAUGAGGUGUUUAUAUUUUUGGGCUUGCUAUCAAUUUCUAUAAGGUUUUUUGAAUUGUGGUUGGCGAGUGUUUCUCGAAACUUUGAAUGAUACUGAAUGUCUAGUUGUUAAUGAAACAGAAAUGACCUCUGGAGAAUCACGAAGUAAGAUGUUGCAACAUUUAAGUGCUCUCUUUUUUCUACACUUAUUACUCUUCUCAUGAUUGUUUUAUUUAAAAGAUGCAUUUGAGUUAUAAUGGUUUUGUACUCAUCUUUCUUCUAAGAUUGAAUUGGCUUCUUUCUUUCAAAGUUGGUUGCACAUCGGUUAUUGCAUUUCAUUGUCACAGCAAAUUAGCAGAUCAGAAUUUUGGAUCUGAUAUCAAAUAGGAGCCUUAUUUCUUUUGUGAACAUUAUUAUGUCCUGCAUCAUCAUACUAUAGCACAAGGUUUCCAUUGUUUACGGCUAGUAUUACUGGGGUUUUGGAAUCCUAUUGCCUCCCCUAGGUUUUGUAGAGGUGCGUCUAGCUCACCUAAACAAGAAACUCUGAAGCAUUAUCCUAAUCCUAGAAGCAGAUGCAAUGGAAUCUUGUUCAUGUUAGGAAACAUAUGGGAUAUUAUUGAGAACAGGAAAAUUAAUGACAAGAAUAAAAGAUGUGUUUGUUUA
Molecule: messenger RNA, 3358 nt
Organism: Hevea brasiliensis (rubber tree)
Lineage: Eukaryota; Viridiplantae; Streptophyta; Magnoliopsida; Malpighiales; Euphorbiaceae
Product: transcription factor MYBC1
Exons: 2
Coding region: 723-1688 (321 amino acids)
Biological process (GO): regulation of DNA-templated transcription
Cellular component (GO): nucleus
Molecular function (GO): DNA binding; DNA-binding transcription factor activity
Source: RefSeq, a predicted model, not a curated record